GCUGUCGAUGUAUCCUCCUCACCUUGACAAUGGACUGUCUCACGGUGAUGCUGAAAAUAUAAAUUGAAUGGGGUGGCUAUGUCCUUGCUCCCUAAACUGAUGAGGGAGCCUUCAUUUUCAAUCUACCUCACUUGCCCUGCCGAAAUGUGGGAAGAAGCCAAUGCUGAUUCUCAAUGAAGUUGAUGUACGGUCACAGGGCAAGUUAUAGCAGAAGACGUGGCUCUGUGUGAGAUCAUGCAAGAUGGCUACUACAGGAUCAACUGGUGGCUCUCCUGCAACGGCAGUCAAUUUGAGAGACAAAACACUUAGAACUUGUCUAUGCAAUGUAUUCGCAAACUUGCAUCUUAGUCCCAUGGUCAUGGGAGCUAUUGUGAAGACAGAGUCUCAAGACAAGGAGGAUCAUGAGACUUACAGAAUGUAUCUGGAUCGUCUACGAACAAACAAAAAUGAACCGACUUUUUCCAAUACAGAAUUGAAGAAAGAAUUCGGAUACAACUCAGAGAGUUUAAAAAAAGAGAGGAACCCUGACAUGUUAGAUCUCACUGCCAUCUUUUGUUUGCUUUCCCACAUUUUAACCAAAGUUAAGAAGUACGAUUCAGUCAUGCUUGAAGUUCUCUUUAGCAAGUUGAGUGACGUCAAAGAUAUGCGAAACAAAGUCUUACACAACCUGGAUCAACUUCUGAACGAGAAAAAUUUCACUGAUCUGACAACAACGCUGUUUGAUCUCAUAGAAGAAGCUAAGAGAUUCUAUUCUUCCUCCCUGGGCCCUGAGGUUCUAUAUUUUCCCGCUGAAGAUACCAAGCAAAAGCUUAGCGACGAAAUUACAAAGCUUGAAGACCUGGACAAAAGUGACAUUCAUUACUAUAUUUCGAGGUUGGUUAUGAGCGGGAAACCAGCGGUAAGUAAGUUAUGGGGAACCAGGCUACACUGCGAGAUUCUCCUGCUCAACAACGACAAGGUUCAUCGUCAGAAAGUGUUUCACGCUCUCGACGUGAUGGUGAAAACAUCAGACAGCAAUGAAAUCCUCUCUUACACAAAAAUUUUUGAAGCUCCAGAGAAUGUCGUUGUGGUAGCAGGCGCCGCCGGCGCAGGCAAGACAACCCUCGUCAAAAACAUCGUACUGCAAUUCUUUGACCCGCAACAGAGGUCUGCCGAUCACUUGAGCUCUUUUAAUCAACUUGUCUUCUUCGAGUGCAGGGAUCGCAGCACAGAAAAACUGAGUGACGUCAUCGAUAAACACUACGAAGACCUGUGCAGUGAACUAGGAAAAGAAAAUGUCCUUAAGGCUCUCCUGCGUAUCGAUGUCUUAUUCAUCAUCGAUGGCUUCGACGAAGUCAACAAAAAUUCUGCUAAAGUCGUUAAUGGCCGCAUGCAAGCAUAG
Messenger RNA from Hyalella azteca, 1381 nucleotides. RefSeq lists its product as uncharacterized. The transcript has 4 exons. The record is from RefSeq and is a predicted model, not a curated record. Bases 242 to 1381 code for a protein of 379 amino acids. NCBI's taxonomy places the organism in Eukaryota, Metazoa, Arthropoda, Malacostraca, Amphipoda, Hyalellidae.